Messenger RNA from Cajanus cajan (pigeon pea), 1397 nucleotides. RefSeq lists its product as uncharacterized. The record is from RefSeq and is a predicted model, not a curated record. NCBI's taxonomy places the organism in Eukaryota, Viridiplantae, Streptophyta, Magnoliopsida, Fabales, Fabaceae.
UUAUCCUGUCGUGCAUCCUAAUUCCUAGUCUCUCUCGUACCGAAAUUUACCUGUUAAGAUACACAGCCGCUGAUGCCACUACAAUAAAAUUAGUUAGGAGCUUAUUGCAGAUAUUUAUAACGGAAAGACGGUGCUGAAACAUGCACAGUACAACAGAAAUGGCGGCACCAAUCUUGAACGCUAUUCCCUCCUCCGCAAGACCCGAAUUACACUCUCUUCUUCAUUCCAACCUCAACAAAGCACGCUUCCCUUCGUUCUCGCUUCGAAUCCCUACGCUCAAUCCUGUCAUCUGCAGAGCCUCCGAGUCACCCACAGUUCCACCGAAGAAGCGUUCCUCCAACAACAAGAAAAAAAACAACAACAACAACAACAGCAACGCCAUCGCUGCUGAUUCCAACUCCAUUUCCAAUCCUCCUCCACUUCCCACGUCACUGCCCAAACCGCCCUCCGGAUUCGUCGUAGACGAGCGCGGCAAAGUUCUCACCGCUUCCAGAGACCGGCUCGCCACUCUGGUCGAUCCUGCGAAUAACCUUCCCUUAGAGUGUGUUGUAAGGAGAGAGUUCACGAGUUCUCAAGGAGAUGAUUGUAUGUUGCUCUGCCCCGUUGAUAUGCCUGUCCAAAUAUUGAAGAGCACAAGUGAUGGAUGGUCGGAUGUCAGUGACGAGGAGCUUGAAUCUAUUCUGCCUUCUGCUGCUUAUGCGCUUGCCAAGAUACGCCUCUAUCUGGUUCAUAGUGGGUACUGUUAUACAGCUCGUGGUGGUUUUUGUUACUCAGAAGAAGAUAUAUUUGACUUUCACACAGAUGGUAAAGGUGAUAGCUUGCCAACCGAAGGUGUAGAAAUUGCACACUUCAGUCUGGAACAAGCACACUACAUGAUAUAUACACCAUCUGAUCCACUUCUUUUUGUUGCUAUCAAGGAUCAGAACGGGAUGUUGCAAAUUGCAGACGAUGAACUGCUCGAGGAUCCUGCUAUCACUAGCGCUAUAGAUGAAGAGACUGAAUUUAAUGCCUUGGUGGAGGAAGAAGCUGCACUCCUUGACGCACUGUUGGGCAAAAGAUAACCCCGUAUUACUUUUUGCAAUAGAGUUGUCCCACCAAUGUUUGCUUUCAGCGUGUUUGUUUGCAUGUUGAAGAAAGAAGCUACUAUUUGUAACUUCUGCCUUGUCACGGAUCAAAAGCUAUCAAACGUAUAACCAAACAUGCAGAUAGUAUUUUUCCUCUGGAAUGUUAUCUCUUGGUCUGUCUGCAAAUCACCAAAUAUCUGGGCAUAGAAAGUCCCCUUCUGUACAUGUGAUCAAUUUUGUAUGUAUGAUUACGCCUUAUAUUUUUGGACUUUAAUUUUGAGAUAAUGUCAAUGUAAUUUUUUAUAUUGUUAAUCAAUUAAAACUUUUAAAGCA